UAAGCAGGGCCUCCCGUGCCCAACUCCAAGCAAGCGAGCACAGCUCAAAGACUCAUACACGUAGCACUGAAGACUUGUACAUCAACAACAUUGUUCUUCUGAGUUGGUGGUGAAGAUCAAGGUCGGGUGGGCUUGAUGGAGCAGGUGACGAAGCUGGCGGGGCAGCGGGCGGUGGUGAUCUUCAGCAUGAGCUCCUGCUGCAUGUGCCACACGGUGGCGCGCCUCUUCCGGGAUCUCGGGGCGAACCCGGCGGAGGUGGAUCUGGACGAGGACCCUAGGGGGAAGGAGAUGGAGAAGGCGCUGGCGAGGCUCCUCGGCCGGAACCCGGCCGUGCCGGCGGUGUUCAUCGGCGGCAGGCUCGUCGGAUCCACCGACAAGGUCAUGUCCCUUCACCUCAGCGGCAAGCUUGUCCCGCUGCUUCGAAACGCAGGUGCUGUCUGGGUCUAGUGCGCUGUGCGCGGGAGAUGUGGUUUUGUAGAUGCCUGAUGCAGUGGACACUAGCUAGUAGAGAAUAAUGUAAUACACGUAUGCCUACGUGUUCUGUUUUCUCUACCAGGUGAUUAUCAAAGAUAAAAAAGGAAACCAUGCAGGUCUUCUUUUAGUACGAUUCUAUGGCUUAAGUUGUGACUGGCAUGCAUGUGGACCAGCUUGAUGCUGGGCCCACAUGGCCUUCAUCCUAAAGCCGAGUGAUUUAAGUCAAAGGAUCUCAGCCUGCAUUGGAGAUGCCUUUGUAACGUGCAGGAUUUACUCCCUCUAUUUUAAGGGCUAACUAUUUCAACUUUAUUAACUCGGUUUUGCUAUUA
Molecule: messenger RNA, 803 nt
Organism: Aegilops tauschii subsp. strangulata
Lineage: Eukaryota; Viridiplantae; Streptophyta; Magnoliopsida; Poales; Poaceae
Product: glutaredoxin-C1
Source: RefSeq, a predicted model, not a curated record